AUGACCAUGCAUUUAUCUUCCACACUUUCAGCGAUUUUCCUACUAUUUACGUUCCUUUGAUUCGAAAGAUCAUUUACCAAGUUCACUUUAUAUUACGUUAUUUACAUUAUUUACGUAUUCGAGAGAUCAGCGUCCAACAAGCCAAGCUUCUCAGCCGGUCUCUCUUUUCAUUUCACCCCUUUCUUUUUUUAAUAUACACAAGAAUACUCAUGCUUUUAAGAAUGUUAAGUUUUAUGAAAUGAUGAUAUAAGUAUCGUAUUUUGUUCGUAUAAUUUACAUUACCCAAUUUUAGCAAAUGUAAGGUCGUUACUUUUGUUCAUUUUUGUAAUUGUAUUUAUGUAUUUGUAUUUAUGUAUUUAUGACUUGUAUUUGAAAAAUGGAAAGAAAAGACAUGAAAUAAAUCAAUAAAUCUUAUCUAAUCUAAUUAAUAAGGUAAAUUUACCAGGCGACUUGUACACUUGUCACACUAGAGUCGAAAUGAGCCUCAAUCGGAGUCAGGUUUAAAAUCUGUGCUGCGUAUUUGGAUAUUCGAGGGGCAUUCAAAAAAUUCUGACUGUUUUAUGUUUGCAUUCGGAAUAUUCGGGCCAGUUCUUGUGGGCGCUCAAAACGAUUAGGUCAUGUUCGAAAUUGUUUAGGUGCGUUCGAAGUGGAAAGAAUAUCGAAUGGUGUUCAAAGUACAUUCUUACUGCAUUCUGAAUGCAUUCUAUGUAUUUUUUUUUCUAAAACUUUACCAGUUUGUGGUCGAACAAUAGUCAUUUAAUUCCGGCUGAUUCUGCUUGAUUCGGAACAAGUGCGAUGGGGGCUUUAUUUGAACAGGGUAAGGUAAACAGUCCAGUUCUUGAUUUGAACCCGGGGGGGGGGGGCACUUACAUUGACGAGUGGAUACCAUGCGCGACCAAAAAAAACACGUAAAAAGGAUGUCUUUUUCAACAUAGGGCACGUUACGUACGUAACGUAAUAAGGGUGUCAAAAACACUAAAAUAAUGAAAAAAGGAUAUCUAUUUCGCUAGGAAAGCUACGUGUUUAGGGUCAUAUUUGCGAGGGUAAAGACUAAAAUAUAAAAUAUGUACUUUAUGCCCCAACACUAGUCCAACACUACGUGUUUAGAGUCCCGAUUUGCAUGAGGGGUGGGAGGUGGGGCCGUACUAAGACCAAUGAUGUAGGUAAAGGUAAAACCAACGUCCGUGACAUAAGAAUAUCGCUGUACUUGUUUAGGGGUUCAAUUCAGGGAAUACUUACCAAGGGUAUCGGUUUGUUUCCAAUACUUGUUAAGGGUAGGGUUUCACACGCCAAUACUUGUUAAGGGGUGCAUUUUCAGAAUAUGGAAAAUACGUGUUUAGGGUGCUUUUCGAGACCCCAUGGUCGCGCAUGGUAUCCUCUCAUCAAUGGAAGUGGCGCCUCCGGGGAUUUGAACAGGGUUAAAGUAAUAUAAACCUUUCACAUCGAACGAGUAUCCUGGCUACACGUACAAUCAUAUAAAUAAGGGACGGUGGGUUUCUACCUUUUGACAAAAGGAGCAUAGAUCCGUGAAAACUGAAAACCAGUCCAUGGAGAAGAAUACAAUUUCGUCUCCGAGAACACCCCUGGUGGCUGUUUCUUAAAGCUGUUCGUAAAGUUACGCAUGACUUUACGCAUGAGUGGAACAUGUUCUUAGGUCAUAAAUCCAUUGCAUAGAGAUAUCACAUAGCCCAAGAAAGGAUCACCAGUCGUGCGUAAAGUCAUUCGUAUCUUACGAACAGCUUUAUGAAACACCCACCUGGGCCUGAAAGAGCUGCAAACCAUAAACAUUUUCCGUAUACAAUAGAUAUUCAAGUUGCAACGCACCAGUUGCGGCCGUUUCCACGUUGGUAGCCGAACAAUCUUAUUUCAUACUACAGUAUUGGGAUGAUACGUCAUGCGUCAGGCAAAUAGACCAGUACGUCUGAGCUCUUCAUCCAACUAUUCCAGAUAGGUUGUGAAUUGUGUCAAGAUGAUGGAGAGUGUGUCAUCUAAAUGGAUUUCUGUAUUCUUUACUAUGUCAUUUAUCCAGAUUGGUUUUGGACAUAAGAUAUUAAUGAAUGCCAUCCUCGGUGAGGGAAGCCAUUUUUUAUGUGCAGCCUCUGUUGGAGAACGUCUUGUUGAGCAGGGUCAUAAUGUAACGUUUCUUAUCAGCAAUGCCUACGCCCACAGGGCCACUGAUCCCAAAUUCUCGCAACUAUUUGAAUUUGUAAUAUUUCGUCAUCCUAUCCCGGUGCAGAAAGUUCAUGAACAAUUCAAUGCUUUUAAUGAACGUGCUUUCAUGCCUGCUUCUGCCCAGAUCUGGACCCUAGCCGAGGUGAUGAGAGACGGUAGAGCUAAUGAUUGCGACGCCUUACUCUCUGAUCUUAAUAUCAUGGAUCAUUUUCAAAGUGCUAAUUACAGUGUAAUAAUCUCAGACAUCAGUUGGCUGUGCCCUCUAAUUAUUGCUAAACGGUUUAAUAUACCUCAUAUAGCUUUGUCAGCUGUAUCUUCACCAUGUAUGGUAACCGCGUUAGUUGGAUCUGAUAAUUCCCCAGCCUACGUUCCACAAAUAUUUAGUGGUCUUUCUAAUAAACUGAACUUUAAGGAACGUGUCCAGAACUCGAUUGCACAAUUAUUCAUCAUACUUUUUGGAAUGUACUUUCGCCGACCAUACGAUGAAAUUAAAGUAAAACAUAACAUCAUAUCAGAUACUUCCAUCGAGCAGCUUUUUGCUCAGAGUGAAUUGUUUUUGGUAAAUAGUGAUUUUGCGGUGGAAUUUCCAUGCGCCAUACCUCCUAAUGUUAUUCCUGUAGGGGGUCUAACAACAAGACCAUCAAAUGCACUUCCGGAAGAACUUGAAAAUUUCAUGCAAAGCUCUGGAGAGAACGGUGUCAUCGUGUGCACCAUGGGCACCUAUUUCACUUCAGUUCCUAUUCAAGUCAUCAAAGAUUUCAUCAAUGCUUUCGCACGUCUUCCCCAAAAGGUAAUUUUCCAAUUACAAGGCACCCCGACUGGUUUUAACCUUCCUCCCAACGUGAAGACGUUGCCAUGGUUACCGCAAAAUGACCUCUUGGGUCAUGAAAAGACCCGUGCUUUUUUAUACCAAGGAGGAAAUAAUGGUUUUUAUGAAGCACUUUACCACGGUGUACCAAUUGUUGUUAUACCUAUCCAUGGUGAUCAGUACGACACAGGUGCUAAGGUUAGUGCUCAUCGAAUCGGCAUCACCAUCGAUAAACUCACACUAACAGAAAAUAAAAUACAUGAUGCACUUCAUGACGUCAUCACCAAUGAAACCUUUCAGAGGAACAUGGACAGAUUAUCAGGCAUGUUUCUUGAUCGACCAAUGCUUCCUUCUCAGAAGGCAGCCUUCUGGGUGGAUCAUAUCAUCAAACAUGGUGGAGCGCAGUAUCAAGUACCUAUUGUUAACCUAAAUUUUAUUGAACGAAACCUUGUAGAUGUAUCAAUUUUCUUCAUUGCUUGCCUCGCUGUUUUAUCAGUUUUCCUGAUAUUAAUAGGAAGGACUUGCUAUAGAGUUAUCAUAAAUGUCAUACAUACGAUGUCAAAAGUAAAAGCGGACUAAAUUAUAAUAUAUAUGCUUAUAUUUUUUUUAUUUCUCUGCAAACAUUCUUACAAAACAGUAAUUUUAUGUAUAUAAAAAUGUUUAUAACAAAAUCAAUACAACUUUAAGUGCCUUUGAAGUGUCAAAUCACUACCAACGAACAUUAGGUGGGAAAUAACAGCUCCUUCGUUAUAUUCAGGAUUUCAAAACAGUAAUUUCCUACUGAUCAAAAUGCGUAAUUUAUGUGAAUAUAAUUCAGGGAGUAGAAUAUUUUGCAUUUAAGUGCCUUUUCAAUAGCAUGAAAAUGCACUAGGUAUGGAAUGUCAGUCGAUAUUCAUUUAUAUCACUGUUUACCUCUAGACAUUCAAUGAAUAUAGUCUCAAAUGUGAUAUCUAUAGACGUAUUAUAUUACAUCUUCGUAACAUUCUACUGAAGACUAAAAAUUAAACUUUAUCAAACAAAUAUAUUCAAGAUGAAGUUUCUCUUAUAGGUAGCUAGAAACCGGAACCAUGUUUUUAGAUGAACUAUUCUUGGGAUCCAGUCUGCACGUAUAUUUCUUGGUUCUGCUACAAAACAUCUCACAAUCUUUUCGAUGAAAUUACAAAUGUACAUAAAUCAACCGUUUAGUCAACAAGCCCAUGUAUAAACAUGCAUUUACCGGUAUUAAAGUCCCCUCAUAAUCUCCAGGACGUAUAUUUGCAGAUGACUAAGUCUUAUAAAACAGUAUUAAAACGCUUACGUAAGUUACAUGUUUAAGUCUGAGUAAAAAUUGCUACAUUACUAUUUUGCAAAUUGUCCGCAUUGAACAAGCUUCAAUUACAAUAAUAUCAAAACGGCAUUUAGGAAUCAACUAAAAUGGUAGUUCAGUUAAUGUCAAUACAUCUAAAAGACGCCGAUUGGAGGUAAAUACAAUGGUGUCAGAUAAUUGCCAAAGAAUUUCCUCUUUUUCUCUCUUUGACAGUAAGUGCAGAUUGAAUUAUGCUGAUUAUAUUACUUCAAUUUCUAUAAAAUUUAUCUGUAGCUUGUGAAAAUCCCUUGCAUAACAAUAAUCAGCAUUUUCAAUUGAUAACUGUAAACUGUAAACAACAUACACUAUACUGACGGACCCUACGGUAACUAUAUAUUCUAUACUUCGUUACAUAUUGACUUACCAUUACCUUGCAUGUAUAAUUUGUUAUUAUUUAUGGACUAUAAUUACUAAUCUCCGUUAUGUAUUGCAUUAUAUUGUAUUUACCAUUGUUAUUAGUAGGCCUAUAUUUUGUAUUUUAUAUAUUGGUUUAGAUCCUGAUGAAGGGCAUGUUCCCGAAAGCUUGAUGAAGACAGGUAUUGACCUUGCUACGGCCCUCUCCAUACACUCGAAUAUAUAUAUCUAUAUAUAUAAACUUUUAUAUUCUCUAGCUCUCCGGAACACCUCAAUUUAUUAGUGACAGAAUGUGACAAAAUAUCCUACAUAGUUUCAAAUCAGUUAAAUAAAUUUAUUUAACACAAAAA
This is a messenger RNA of Lytechinus pictus (painted urchin), 5029 nucleotides long. RefSeq names its product UDP-glucuronosyltransferase 2B23-like. Lineage: Eukaryota; Metazoa; Echinodermata; Echinoidea; Temnopleuroida; Toxopneustidae. Gene Ontology annotation, molecular function: UDP-glycosyltransferase activity. The transcript has a single exon. The record is from RefSeq and is a predicted model, not a curated record. The coding region runs from base 1970 to 3559 and encodes 529 amino acids.